Molecule: messenger RNA, 3736 nt
Organism: Colletotrichum scovillei
Lineage: Eukaryota; Fungi; Ascomycota; Sordariomycetes; Glomerellales; Glomerellaceae
Product: ankyrin repeat protein
Exons: 5
Coding region: 644-3736 (1030 amino acids)
Molecular function (GO): protein binding
Source: RefSeq, a predicted model, not a curated record
CUACAUGCCAAAUCACCUUCGCCGAAACAUCCUUCAUCGCUCGACGAAACAUGGCCAGUUCAAAUAGAUCAGAUGGCAGUUGUCUUUCGGCUUUAGGUUUCUGUUUAAGGAAACGAGGCCAACUGCGCCGAGGGACUACCAAGUCUCCAGUCCCAGCGGCCGUUCUAGCUUCUCAGGCAGAAUGUCACAGUCAGCCAUCGAGCCAGACGCCGGAAGCUGGUCAGAAGCCUGCUUUGACAAUGCCCCAAGCAAAUGAUCCUGUUUCGCCAGCAGCAAAAUCACCUGUGCCAUCAUCUGCACCAGAUACAGACAACGCUCCUUCUUCAAUCCCCACCUCUGAAGAACAGACUUCCGCAACAGACAGCUCUGCGACAAUGCUUAGCUUAUGGCAGGAAGCGUACGCCAGCGUUGACCAGAAGACCCGAGACUGGCUUGACAGCAUUCCACCAGUCACUGACGCUACCGAUCCGAUCCCGAGUUGGUGAGUUUGGUUCGCUCUAGCGAGGAGAAGCAUAAAGACGAGGCUUUGAAACUAAAGGUCGGCAACCGUGAAAUUUUGUGGAGGGAUUAUGCGAACAGGGUCGUCUCUGUCAUAACUGCAAUCGGGGAUAUUGCCAUCAAUUUUGCCCCGGCACCUUCUUUGAUGACAUGGUCAGCAGUCAGAGUUCUUUUGAAGACCAAUGUCUCUGAGCGCCAAGACCUUGUGGCCAUCAUGGGUUGCACAGACAUGAUUCUCUGUCUCCUCAGGCGUGGUAGAGUGUAUGAGGAGAUUUACAUCGGCGAGCUGCCUAGACCAGCGACACAACAGGAUCUAAAGGAAAAGCUAGUCGAGGUAUAUACAACCUGUCUAGAGUUCCUUUCCUUCGUCAACGAAGAAUUGAAGAACAAGAAUUUGAGCAGAUUCUUAGACGCACUCCUGGACCCCGGGCAGGGUGAACAACGAGUGUCUGCAAUCAAGGCUCUUGAAAAGGAUCUAGAGCUCGCCGCACAUGUUUGCGAGGCUCAAGUGAGCGAAAAACAUCGAAAACUGCUUCAAAGUCUCGAGGGUCCACUGAAACGUGUUGAUGACAACGUUGCGGCGGUUCUCGAGAAACUCAAAAAACGAGACAGGGAAGAAGCGAUGGGAAGAAUCAGUACUGUCCCUGUAGGAGUCCACCACCUCGAGAAGCGCGAAAAAAGAACUGAAGGGACAUGCGAAUGGUUAAUCAGCAAUGCCAAGUUUCGCGACUGGGAAAACUUGGCUUGCUCGUCGGUCUUCUGGCUACAGGGCAACAUCGGCACCGGGAAGUCGUUCCUUUCGUCAAAAGUCAUUGACCGUUAUUGGGUCCACGACGGGAUCGCCAGCCAAUCGCCUAGUCUGCACGAUGAAGGAUUCGCCUUCUUCUACUGCAAUGGCUCUGACUCAACCAGGAAGAGUUAUGACUCCAUUGUCCGGAGCUACGUGCGACAGCUCAGUGAGAUACCCAACUACUCGGACAGCGUCCACAGAGCUGCCUAUUGUCUAGCCCAGGCAAAGAGCAGGAUACAGGAUGCCAUAAGUAUCAGGCAAUGCGAGAGUGCCUUGAUUGAGAUCAUCAACAGUUAUCCCCGGACUGCUUUGAUACUCGAUGCUUUGGAUGAGUGUGACAGUAUGACAAAAAAGCAGCUUGUCCGCCUUUUCACAGACCUCAUCCAAAAGAGCAACCGACUUUUGAAGAUAUUUGUCGCCAGCCGUCCAGAGUUCGAAACUGAAGGCUGCUUGAAGUUACAGACUCCGCAGACCCUGAUUCAAAUCAGCACUACUGACAACAUCGGCGAUAUUGAAAGAUUCGUGACGGCAGAGGCCAAAAACUGGAAGAACGCUUCUGUCGAAACGAAAGAGCUUGUCAAAGUUACUCUCGUGGAAAGGAGUAACGGAAUGUUCAGAUGGACAUACCUGCAAAUGGAGCAGCUCAAGAAAUUCAAGACUCAAAAUGACAUACGCAAAAGACUCGGACAGCUUCCUAAUACACUCUCAGAGGCGUACGACGAAAUCUAUGAUAAAUCGAAGGAAGCAGAUUCCGAACGAUUCAUACUGCAGCGGACUGUGAGAUGGGCCAUGUGCGUUAAUGGGCCAUUGGAAAGCUCUUUCUUGCUUCCAGCUAUCAAACUCGAGAGCGAAACAAUAGGAAAAGAGGUAUGCUUGGAGGAUUCUGAUCUCACCGAAGAAAAGGUGGAGGUUAUCUGUAGACACCUAGUGGUGAAAGACACCCUUGGUAUUUGGAAAUUCUCACAUGCAUCCGUCUCCGAAUAUUUUGGGACAAAACAGGAGCCUUGGGUUGAGCAUGCCAAAGCGGAAGUAGCGUCUUUCCUGAUCAAUCGCUUGAUCGAUUGCUGCUCAGCCUUCGGCACGGUCUGGCCCGUACUAGAGCAUAUGUGGCUUCGUGAAUGGCAGGAAAUGAGUCUCUACAACUUGGAAACCUGGUUCCAGGCAAGGCCGCGGGGCCACGUUCAUACCUCCGAUCCACAUCAUCCGCUUCAACUAUACAGUCAACUCAAUUGGUUGGACUGUGUCCACGGCAUCUCGAGUCAAGAUGCAAAGGCUUCGGUCGUAACUCAAUCUCUGAAAAGAUUUCUGGGUGAAAAGGGCCCCCAACAAUCCUCGGAAGAGUAUCAAAUAUUUUGUCGCUACGUCGUUCCCAUGCUCGGAAGCUUGGGUGGCGUGUGUCGUGAGAGACGUAACAUGGCCUACGUUCAUGUGUCUCCUGACAUCAUGCCGCCGACGAAUCCCAUUUUGGGUAUUGUUACAUUUGGCCUUCAUCAUUUGUUGGCUGGCUGGUGGGACCAAGAUGUUGACCUUGUACCAAUGCUCAACGAAAAUGGCUCAGACUUACUGACAAUUGCCCUUCGUCACGGUCACAUGGACCUCUUCAAUGACCUUCUCAGUCGGAAGGAGUGGCAGUUCAACAUGAACGGAGAUACCGAGCGCCCUUACCAAUCCGCAUUGCGCGAAGCCAUCAAGAGGGGAGACUUUGGCAUCGUUAACCUGCUUCUGGGAAAAGGCGUAAGCCCUGAUGGCAUCAUCGAUGGUCAAAGCCAUCUUUGUCUGGCAGUGCAGAAGGGGAGAGAUUAUUACACUCUUUCGCUGGAGAACGGCGCCGAUCCCAACAUUAGAUGCGAUCUAGUCGAUGCUCUUCACAGCCGUUAUUGUGGAUCUGCCUUAUCGACAGCUGCUCAGAACCGCGACUGCGACGCAAUGAAAGCUCUCGUGAGGAAGGGAGCAGAUGUGAACAUAGAAACAUCGAGAGAUGAGUGGGGAUCUCCGCUGGCAGCUGCUGCAGCUACUAAAAGUCUUGAGUGUGUCCGUUUUCUGGUAGAAAAUGGAGCAAGAGUCAACUCUCAACUAAGAUAUGGAGUCUUUGGUAGUCCACUGAUUGCUGCCCUAUGGGGAGGCACCAUGGAAGAUGAACUCAACUGUGUCCGCUUCCUUGUAGAGCAGGGUGCGGACGUCAACAUGAACCCAAGGUUCGGCAUAUUCGGUAGUCCUCUAGCAGCGGCUAUAUCAUCGGGAAAAAUUGGCAAUGCUCGCUUUCUCAUUGAGCAAGGCGCUGAUGUCAAUGCCUAUCUCGAGAAUGGGCAAUAUGGAAGCGUCCUAGCUGCUGCGAUUCUGGGACCAAGUUUCAAUCUCGACGUGAUCAAGUUCCUUGCCGAACAAAGAGUGGACCAACUUUUUGUCUCCGGCGGAAGAGAUCCAGGCGUACUUGUGCCGCUUGUGUGA